Molecule: messenger RNA, 2461 nt
Organism: Pseudomyrmex gracilis
Lineage: Eukaryota; Metazoa; Arthropoda; Insecta; Hymenoptera; Formicidae
Product: adenosine deaminase CECR1-like
Exons: 4
Coding region: 309-1859 (516 amino acids)
Biological process (GO): inosine biosynthetic process; adenosine catabolic process
Molecular function (GO): adenosine deaminase activity
Source: RefSeq, a predicted model, not a curated record
CCAGGCACGUUCACUUUGACGUCCUAUUAUCAGAACGAGGCCAACAGAUACGACAGUAGACUCAUUUUGUUCUUGUUUUUUUUGUUAGUUUUAAACUGGACGAUAUAGAUUGUUAGACAAUAUACCAACAGAUACGACAGUAGACUCAUUUUGUUCUUGUUUUUUUUGUUAGUUUUAAACUGGACGAUAUAGAUUGUUAGACAAUAUACCAACAGAUACGACAGUAGACUCAUUUUGUUCUUGUUUUUUUUUUUUAUUUUUAAACUCGACAAUAAAGAUUAUUAGACAAUUAUACACAUUUUUCGACUAUGGCCGGAUCUGUGGUUCAAGCAGCAUUUGUCGUCGUUCUAACUAUCCUGAUCUGCAGCGAAACGAUUCUCGCGUAUCCUUGGCAAAAAGCGUACGUAUUACGACAGGCAAAUUACUGGUGGACACGGCAGUACCUGCUAAUGGGAGAGAGACAGGAGGCGUUCGGUGGCAAUUUGAUACUGAAUCCCAUCGAGACCAAAGCCAAUGAGAUUCUGAUGACCGCAAAAACUCAGGAGAUCAACGACGGUUUUGUCAAGGGUAACUCCUUCUUACCGUCGCGUAACUUCCUAGAAGUGAUGCCAGAAAUCGAGAAAUCCGAGGUCUUCAAGAUCUUGCGCGAUCUUCCCAAGGGUGGUGUUCUCCACGUCCACGACUCCGCAAUGGUGUCCCUCGACUACAAAUUGAACAACUUGACUUAUCGCGAUAAUUUGUACGUGUGCGAUGAGAACGACACGUUCGUGAUGAAAUUUUUCGACACGCCCAAUGAUCAAUGCAAUUGGCAAUUACUGAGGGAUUUGCGUCAGAAUCCGGAUCGGGCGAAAGCGAUCAACGAGAAGAUCGCGCAAAAGAUGACGAUGGUCGUGAAGAAUCCGAACAGCGUUUACGAAACGGUCAACGAUGCUUGGCGUAAAUUCGACAGCAUAUUCGCGUUUAUGAACACGUGGAUGGCCUACCCACCUGUCCGCAAGGAUCACUUUUAUCAAGGUCUGCAGGAGUUGUACGACGACAACGUGAUGUACGUAGAGGUGCGAUCAGGUCUGUCGAAGAUGUACGAUCUUAAUGGCACAAUGUACGGACCGGUGGAAGUCGCGAGACUUUACAAAGAAGUCAGCGACAGAUUUUUAAAUGACCAUCCUGACUUCAUUGGCGUUAAGAUCAUAUAUGCGCCAUCCCGCUUUGUCGAAAAUGUUGACAAUUAUCUGAAGACAAUGAUAGAGUUGAAUAAACUCUAUCCGGAUUUCGUGGUUGGUUUCGAUCUGGUCGGUCAGGAAGACAAGGGAACUCCUCUCAUUAAGUUCGUCGACACAUUGAACACCGUCAAUCCGGACAUUCAGUUCUUUUUCCACGCCGGAGAGACCAACUGGGACGGCGAACCCACUGACAUGAAUAUUAUCGACGCCGUGUUGCUCAGAAGCAAACGUAUCGGUCACGGAUACGCAUUGACGAAGCAUCCGUAUUUCUGGGACUUAAUGAAUCAGUUCGAAAUCGCGGUAGAAGUCUGUCCUAUUUCGAAUCAGGUCCUCGCGCUCGUGAAGGACUUGCGAAAUCAUCCUGCAACGACUCUGUUCGCGACGGGAUCGCCCGUCGUAAUUUCCAACGACGAUCCUGGCCUCUGGAACGCUAAAGGACUGACUCACGACUUCUACGAGGCUUUUAUGGCACUCAUGAGCGCCAGCUCGGAUCUUGGAAGUCUUAAACAAUUGGCAAUGAACUCGUUUAUUUACAGCAGUUUAAACAAUACAGAAAAACAAAACGCGCUGACGCGAUGGCAGGACAAAUGGGAUGCCUUCGUGGACAAGCUGGCUCAGUCUAAUAACGGUGAAAUGUAGAAGUUUUGUUCUCACAGAACAAAAAUUCACAGAAACUUCACGAAAUGCGAUAAAAUGGAUAUCUAACAAACCUAGCUGUAAACAUCUAAUGCAUUUCUAAUAAGAUUUUUGUUCUGUCUGGAGCUAAUCUCUAACAUGCGCGGACUCUGCGUUGAUAACGCGAUACGACUACUAACUUGCACGUGUAAACACAAAAGAUAAUCGCGAUUAAAUAAAACAAAACGACAUAAUCUGAGAACUCGAAAAUUUUAGAAAUUCCGAUGUUCUGUACGAUUGCACCAUUUGUAAACGGUCUAUCGAUCAAAAUCAUUGGAAUUUUUCACACUGCGCGUUCUUAAUUCAUUCUGUUGAAUGUUUUAUCAGAGAACUGUAUCAUAAAUUAUGUACAUACUUAAUUUCCGCUACUUUGUUCUGUGUGUUUUUUUUUCUAUGGACGCAUUUCGCGUGAAUAAUUUUAACUCCUUUGAAAAAUGACACGUUUAUUGAAAACUACAUGUUCAUCAAACAUUCUUCAAACAGAUUAUUCUAUAUUGCUAUUAUGUUUGUUUUUGUACAAUAAAGCACGUACCGUUUACAAAAUAAAUGUUAGUCUUUUCAUCGUG